AAGCUCACACAAGCCGAACAGUCACCAAUAAAAUCCUCUAUUUUCGAUCCUUCAAAUUUGAUAAUUGAUCUUUUGCCAUCCAUACAUUGUCAGAACAUAAAUGAAUGGCCUUCCCCUACCAGCAGGCUCUAAAAGCACCAUAUCGACUACCGCCAUAUCAUAUCUUUCUGUUUCAACAUUAGCGACCUUCGUCAAUAAAUUACUCUAUGUUCAUUCCGAGUAUAAAUUCCCAUUCCCCUUCAUUACUGUCUUCUUCCAACUUGUAAUCACAUUAAUAUUCAUGGCUCUAUGGAGUUUCAUAAACCCAACACAUCACCCAUCCUACUUUCGUAUACCUAAGUUAAGGUGGAACUCUUCCGUCGCCAUUCGUAUCGCACCACUAACCCUUGUAUAUUUGUGUGUCAUUAUCUUUAAUCCACUAUUUCUGCAGCAUGUUGAAGUGUCAACCUAUCAUUUUACCCACUCGCUCUCAAUCGCAUUUUCAAUGAUAUUCUCGCAUUUAAUGCUGCACGUGGAGAAUUCACAACGCGUCAAAUCGGCCUGUAUCAUUAUGAUCAUCGGUAUGUGCUUGGGAUUUAUCGGCCAUUUGAACUUUUCAGUCGUUAGUACUUUUUACGGCUUAGGUUGGCCUGCUAUUUUGGCAAUAUAUAGCAUCUAUUUGAAGAAGACUUUGGUUGCAUUCAAAAACGAUUUUUGGUUACUUAUCCAGUACAACACCAUCAUGUCUACUGUAAUAAUGAUUCCGCUUAUCUUUUUAUCUGGAGAGCUCGAUAAAGUUUUUACAAGUAUAUGGUUCUGGGAUGAAACUGGGUUUUGGGUGCAAAUGAUCAUUACCAGUUUGACGAACUUCUCAGUCAACGUUAUCAUGCUAAUAUUACUUAUCCGAGUAUCACCGUUGUCAUUAUCUGUGGCUGGAGUAACGAAGACCAUCAUCCAGACUUUGAUUGCUUAUGUUAUAUUUGGCAACCCAUUGUCGCUCUUGAACUUGGCUGGAAUGUUAUUGUCAUUGGCUGGAGCAGUAUAUUACGCACGUUUGAAAACUGAAGAGCUCAAACUGUAGUGUCUUUAUUGAUGAACAUUUCAAUAAUACCAUUUUAGACACUCUCUUCUUCUGUAUAUAGAUCCUGAAUUUUGUAUUUAAUAAAAUCUCAUAUAAAUUACGUAUCCCCUCCCCCCCC
Mycotypha africana is the source of this 1178-nucleotide messenger RNA. RefSeq names its product triose-phosphate transporter family-domain-containing protein. The transcript is spliced from 6 exons. Gene Ontology annotation, molecular function: antiporter activity. The coding region runs from base 101 to 1060 and encodes 319 amino acids. NCBI's taxonomy places the organism in Eukaryota, Fungi, Mucoromycota, Mucoromycetes, Mucorales, Mycotyphaceae. Gene Ontology annotation, cellular component: Golgi apparatus. The record is from RefSeq and is a predicted model, not a curated record.